Molecule: messenger RNA, 3815 nt
Organism: Closterium sp. Naga37s-1
Lineage: Eukaryota; Viridiplantae; Streptophyta; Zygnematophyceae; Desmidiales; Closteriaceae
Source: the annotation of a GenBank genome assembly
CGAGUAUUCUGGCGGACGUGGGAGCGAAUCUGGACUACUUUCCGUACGACAUGUCCUUUAUCACCACCUGCGUCAAUGUCGGCCUCACCUGCAGCGACGCUGGCUACGUCACUGGAAUCAAUUGGCAGUACAAGGCAAUUCAAGGGGAGCUGCCUUCACAGAUUUUCCAGCUAGUGCACCUUGAAUACCUGACUCUACGCGACAACUAUGUGCGUGGCUCAAUCCCUUCUGAAAUCGGCAACCUUGUCAAUCUCACACUAUUGGACCUCACCAACAACUCCUUCUCAGGUCCCUUCCCCACCUUCUUCAGCAAGCUCACCAAGCUCUCCUACCUGUACAUGGGAUUGAACAAGUUUACCGGCAGCCUUCCUGAAGCCAUUGGCAACAUGGUCUCUCUCGGCGACCUCUCCCUGUUCGAUAAUGAGCUCUCGGGUACUCUGCCCUCUUCUAUAGGCCGCCUUACCAAUCUCUACAACUUGGCACUGUCAAGGAACCGCCUGUCAGGGACUCUCCCCAACUCUUUCUCCAACAUGCCCAGCCUCGGCUCCAUCCUACUGGAAAAAAACAUGUUUACGGGGUCGCUGGCUCCCCUCGCUGCUGUCUCCUCCCUCAGCGCCAUCUUCCUGUGCUGCAACCGCUUCAAUGGGACCAUACCGCCCACCUUCUCCUCCAAUGUCUUCACUGACAUUGACGUGUCAGUCAACGACCUGACAGGGCCCCUGCCAUCCGGCCUCAGGUUCUCCGAACCUCCUGGCGGCCCGAAUUUCAACGCAUCAUUCAACCGCCUCUCGGGGGAAAUCCCCUUCGACUUCAACGUCAAUUUCUUCUUCACCCUUGACAUCUCUCACAACAAUUUGUCGGGCAGAGCGUUCUUUUCGGGGCAACAGGAGAGUCCUAAAACUUUCACCAUCAACUAUUCACACAACAGAUUCUCAGGAGCGAUCGACCCCUCCCUCUCCACGCUCACGUACCUCCACGACCUGAACAUGUCGGGCAACCUUCUCACGGGGUCCAUUCCAGCCUUCAUUUCGCUCCUCACCAACCUCACUCUGCUCGACCUCUCCUCCAACCAGUUGACUGGGGCCGUGCCGCCAGCUAUCAGCAACCCCACUAACCUCGUCAGCAUCAACCUGGCACACAACCUGCUGCAGGGCUCCAUUCCCCGGGCCCUCUCCCGCCUCGCCUCCCUCACCUACCUCAACGUGUCGUCCAAUCAGCUGUCAGGAGACAUCACAGCGGCCCUCUCUCCUCUGCGGUCCCUCGAGAUUGUUGACAUCUCAUCCAACACAUUGAACGGCUCUGUCCCCCCCUUCUUUGGUCGCAUGCCCAACAUGACCCACCUGGACAUGGCCAUCAACCUGCUCUCCGGCUCGGUGCCUCCCUCGAUUUUCAACCUGCGACGCCUCUCCCACCUCAACGUGUCUCGCAACCGCCUCUCAGGCCCUCUGCCCAACGCUGCUGCCAGCCCAGCUCUCAUCAUCGACCUCUCAUUCAACACGCUCUCAGGGACGCUGGAGAGCCAGCAAGUCAACCUGAAGCGACUGGCAUUGCUGGCAGUGCACCACAACCAGCUGUCAGGCCCCAUCCCCGAGUACCUCUGCCAAUCAGUGCUGCAGAUCAUGCUCCUGAGCAGCAACGCCUUCUCGGGAGCCCUUCCUCAGUGUCUGCCCUUCGUCUCCUCCGUCCAACUCAUUGACGUCAGCAACAAUUUGCUCUUCAUGGAUGCCGCAUCCUUCCAAAACAUGCCGCCCAUCAGCCUGGACCUCAGCGGCAACUACCUCUAUGGCUCCCUCUCACCCUUCCCCAACAUCUCCCUCUCCUCCUCCUCCUCCUCCUCCUCCUCCUCCUCCUCCUCCUCCUCCUCCUCCUCCUCCUCCUCCUCCUCCUCCUCCUCCUCCUCCUCCUCCUCCUCCUCCUCGCCGCCCAUCCCCUCUCUCGUCCUCCCAGCGACCCCCCAACCCCAGUCCCUUCCCCCCUGGGCAGUCCAGGAUGCAACGAACUCUGAGUGGGCGUGGGUAUGGCAGGGGGGGCAGCAGGGGGCAACUGGAGCAGGAGGGGCGAGCGGGGGGAAUAGCAGCAGCGCAGCGGCGUGGCUGGCAGUGGAGGGCAACUGUUUGGGGAGUGAGGUUGUGGGGCAGCAACGUGGAGCAACAGAGUGUGCGGCGGUGUGUGGGAUAGAGCCAGGGCAGGGCCCCUGUGGGGGUGCGGGUGCGGGGCAGUGUGUGGUGCAGAGCGGUUGGCCACCGUCCCUCUCCUGCUCCUGCGCCAGUGGCUACGUUGCUGUCACUGCUGCCGGCACUGCCAACACCACCACUUGCGAGCUGCCACCCCCUUCCCCUUCCAGUAUCGUCCUCGUCGGGGCUGUCAGCAGGGGCGGUGGCGGGCAUAGUGCGUCCUCGUCGGGGCUGUCAGCAGGGGCGGUGGCGGGCAUAGUGGUGGGCGUUGUGCUGCUGCUCGCAGCUGUCGCUGGCCUUCUCUUCUUCUUCCUCCGCCCCUCUAAGAGAAGGUCGUUGGAUUUGGACCAGUGUGUGGCGUUCCGCAUAGAGGAUAUACGCCGCGCCACCAACAACUUCUCCCCGGAAAGCAAGCUGGGUGAGGGUGGCUUCGGAAGCGUCUUCAAGGGCACCGCCCCCGACGGCACCCUGUGGGCCAUCAAGCGCGCCAAGUUCCUCACCAACGACUUCGAGAAGGAGGUGCGAGCAGUGGCAACGCUGCGGCACCAGCACCUGGUGCGGCUGCUGGGGUACUGCAUGGACUACAACGCGGCCACGGGCCACCAGGAGCAGAUCCUCGUCUACGAGUUUGUUCCCCACGGCGACCUCUCCCACUACCUCCACGCAGGGGACGCCCCCCCUGGUUCCACCCGCGUGUCGCUCUCCUUUGAAGAGCUCGUGCGCAUUGCUCAGGGCGCGGCGGAAGGCCUGGCAUACCUGCACCACUCGCUCUCCCCUCCAAUUGUUCACCGCGAUGUGAAGCCCGCGAACAUUCUCAUUGGCGAGAGCCGCACCGCGAAGCUGGGUGAUUUCGGGCUGGUUAAGAUGGAUAACCUGGAAAAUGCGACGAACCUGGCGGGCACGCCUGGGUACAUGGACCCGGAUUAUGGUGACAGCAAGAUUGUGACGACGGCGAGUGACGUGUUCAGCUUCGGAGUGGUGCUGCUGGAGAUGGUGUCGGGGAAGCGGGCUGUGCUGGAUGAGAGUGACAUCGCCUUCAGCAACCGUCACAUCUCCAUCUGGGCGAACGAGCUUGUGAUGGCAGGCAAGAUCACCCAAGUGGUGAUGGAGGACCUGAAGGCGCCACCGGAUGCCAUCAUCAUGUUUGUCGAUCUCGCCAUGGAUUGCCUGAAGCGACCUGGAGCCUUGAGGCCGGAGAUGCGGGAAGUGGCACGGCGCCUCACCAACAUCCUUGCCGUUGCACAAGGAAAUGCGCCGGUGCGAGAAGCGGCGAUGCUGCGGCACGAGCACCUGGUGCAGUUGCUGGGGUACUGCAUGGACUACAACAUUGCCACAGGCCACCUGGAGCAGAUCCUUGUCUACGAGUUCGUCCCCCACGGCAACCUCUCCAACUACCUCCACUCUCCUCCUGGUGCAACCCGAGUGUCCCUCUCCUUUGAGGAGCUCGCAAACAAGCUUGUGAUGGAGGGCAAGAUCUCCAAAGUGGUGAUGGAGGGACUCAAAGCCCCACGUGAUGCCAUCACCAUGUUUAUCAGUCUCGCCAUGGAUUGCCUGAAGCGGCCUGGAGCUCUAAGACCAAAUAUGCGGGACGUUGCACAGCGCCUCACCAACAUUCUCGCCAUUGUAUCCAAUAGGAGCUAA